Molecule: messenger RNA, 843 nt
Organism: Vigna angularis (adzuki bean)
Lineage: Eukaryota; Viridiplantae; Streptophyta; Magnoliopsida; Fabales; Fabaceae
Exons: 3
Coding region: 1-843 (280 amino acids)
Source: RefSeq, a predicted model, not a curated record
AUGGCAAGAACACGUGGUGCAUCUUUUAGUUCUCGUGGAGAGAGUUCUCGAGGAGAGAGUUCGUCGCAGGGCGAAGCUCGGAGAAGAUCUACCGUUUCUGCUCGUAGAAGUCGUGCAGCUCCUAUCCAGGAUGUCCCCAUAGCUGAGGAACGAGCUGUUGAGGAACAACCAUAUGAGGCGUAUGAGACUCAUGGUGAAGAGAAUGCAUUUACGGCCCCUAACGACGAUGAUGAUGAGGAGGAGCAUGUGGAUGUUCAUGACAUACAAGAAGAUGUCGGUGGAUUUCCUGGAGGUCCACGUGAUGGUUCAUUGCUGACCCACUAUGUUCAGCAUGUAGCUUAUGCUAUUUCACAAGGCCGGGCUCGUACAACCCUUGUGCAACUACUCGGUGUUGAUGGUGGCACAGCAGGUUCUGAGAUGGAGGACGCACGUGGUCCGAAAGUCAGACUCAGCUGGCUUAGAGAGAUAUAUGUUCAGAGGUGUGAGUCGCAGCAUUGGGACUAUGCUGCUAGAGCAUAUUUGUUGAAUCUAGUAGGAUGCACAAUUUUUGCAAAUAAGAGUGCCAGUUCUAUACGCGUGUCUUACUUAUUGUUAUUUAGAGACGUACACGCGUGUGGCAGAUAUGCCUGGGGUGUUGCUGCACUCGCCUAUUUGUACGACCAGCUCGGGGAUGCGAGUCUCGCCUCCACGAAGCAGAUGGCUGGAUAUUUGACUCUAUUUCAGGAACAUUUCCCUAGUAUGGGGAGGAGGCGGUUGGUAGCUUCUUACGAUGACACCACACCACGUGCCAUGAGGUGGCAGAGCCCUAGGCAGAGUUCCACUCUUACAGAGAUUCGAUCAUAG